AUGACUAUCAUUUUUUCUUUUUCUCUGUUUUUCUUGAUAGCUGGGCCUUAUAUGGUUCCAGAAGGUUUCACUAUGGAGAUUGUUGGGGGGAAAGAAGUACCUCCUCACUCCAGACCUUUUAUGGCUUCCAUCCAAACUGAAGGCAAUCACGUUUGUGGAGGAGUCCUGAUCCACCCACAGUGGGUGCUGACCGCAGCCCACUGCGGCUUUUUGUUUGACAAAGGCCAGUCUGCUACUGUGGUUUUAGGAGCACAUUCUCUCUCAAAGAAUGAGCACUCCAAACAAAUGUUUGCAAUUAAACAACUUAUACUAUUCUCAAAAUCUGAAUCAGAUGAUAUCAUGCUGGUAAAGCUUCACGCAGCUGCAAAACUCAACAAGUAUGUCCAGCUGCUCCACCCAAGAUCCAAAAACUAUAUCCGAGAUGGAACCAAAUGCCAGGUUACUGGCUGGGGAGCCACCAGCCCAGAUGUUUUAAACAACUCUGAUACCCUACAAGAAGUCACUGUUACCAUCAUAAGUCGAAAACGUUGCAACAGCCAAAGUUAUUACAACCACAGACCUACUAUAACAAAAGACAUGAUAUGUGCAGGAGAUGCCAGAGGCUGGAAGGAUUCCUGCAAGGGUGACUCAGGUGGCCCUUUGAUCUGUAAAGGUGUCUUCCAUGCUAUAGUCUCUAGAGGAGAUAAAUGUGGUGUUGCUAAGAAGCCUGGAAUCUAUACCCUGUUAACCAAGAAAUACCAGGAUUGGAUCAAAAGCAAUCUUCCCUUACCUCAUGCAUAUUAAGACUGCAAAUCAUUUUCUUGGAUCUGUCAGUUUUCUGU
Messenger RNA from Heterocephalus glaber (naked mole-rat), 821 nucleotides. RefSeq names its product granzyme K (gene Gzmk). Gene Ontology annotation, molecular function: serine-type endopeptidase activity. Lineage: Eukaryota; Metazoa; Chordata; Mammalia; Rodentia; Bathyergidae. Gene Ontology annotation, biological process: proteolysis. The record is from RefSeq and is a predicted model, not a curated record.